AUGGAUGCCUCCAGUGGAUUCUGGCAAAUACCACUCAAUGCCAAAAAACUCCCACUGCACUAUGUCUAUCAGAAGGAGGAGGCUCCUGCUGACCUGCUUUGUAAUCAGGAGAGGAACUCUGUUCUGCACCAGAAGGAUUCAGACCAUCGCCAGAUUAAAGAGGAACAAGAGGAACUCUGCACCAAUCUGGACCAGGAGGACCCAGAGCCUCCACAGAUGAAAGAGGAACAAGAGGAACUCUGCACCAAUCUGGACCAGGAGGACCCAGAGCCUCCACAGAUGAAAGAGGAACAAGAGGAACUCUGCACCAAUCUGGACCAGGAGGACCCAGAGCCUCCACAGAUGAAAGAGGAACAAGAGGAACAGGAGGGACUCUGCACCAGUCUUGAAGGAGAGCUGCUUAUACAGAAUCAGGAGAGUGAUACCUUAAUAGAAACUCCUACUUCUCAGGAAAGGGACCACAGUGACACAGAACCAAACAGUUACCAGAUACUCUGUAACACUUUUCUUGUAGCGGAGAGGUCAGAUCAGAAAAGAAGCAAGCAUGGAGACUUAGAACCAACUACAAAUGCAAAGCUGAAGCCAAUGAAGACACAUCACAGAAACAACAGUCACAGUAACAAUGUAGACAACACUCCCAUGGCUGACAGUAGCUGUGAAACUGACACAGGGGGAAAAGCCUUUAAAAAUAGAUACGACAUGAAGAAACAUUACAGCAGUCAUACAGAUGAGAAGCUGUUUGCUUGUAAGUCAUGUGAGAAAAGUUUCAGCGAUAGAGCUCAGCUUGAAGUCCACAUGAGAACUCACACAAGUGAGAAGCCGUACUCUUGUGACACAUGCGGAAAAAGUUUCAUUAAAGAAGAUAAUUUGAAAGUCCACAUGAGAACUCACACAGGUGAGAAGCCAUACUCUUGUGAAACCUGUGGAAAAAGUUUCAGUCAAGGAGGUCAUUUGAAAGUCCACAUGAGAAUUCACACAGGUGAGAAGCCGUACUCCUGUAAAACCUGUGGAAAAAGUUUCAGUCAUGGAGGUCAUUUGAAAGCCCACAUGAGAACUCACACAGGUGAGAGGCCGUACUCUUGUGAAACCUGUGGAAAAAGUUUCAGUUAUGGAGGUAGUUUGAAAGCCCACAUGAGAAGUCACACAGGUGAGAGGCCAUACUAUUGUACAACCUGUGGAAAAGGUUUCAGUCAUAGAAAUCGGUUGAAAGUCCACAUGAGAGCUCACACAGGUGAGAAGUUGUCAUCCUGAAACGUGUGGAAAAAACGUUUUACAGCAGCUUCUGACUGUGCUUCAACAAUAAUUGUGAGGAAAUAUGUCAGCAGUCCUUGAUGAUUAGACCAAAUGGAGUCUGGACUGUGGUGGUGGUGGAGCUGGGAGAAGAACCAGGCUGAACAUCUGGAUAAAUGUACUAUUGGUACAGGCUGCUGCAUUUUUGAUAUCAUGUCUCAUCCUUCAUCAGCAUAGCAGUGGUGUGAGAUAUUGUGAAGCUCUUUGGAACAUUUUCACAUCCUGCUGGAAGAACAUGGUUGAUCAUGUGUGAACAUACUGCUGGAGUCCAAACAGCUUGAGUGCUGCUGUCUUUAAAGUAAAAGGGCGGCAAAGAACUACUGAGGCGUUAUGACAGUAGGACACAGCAGAGUGUGUCAUUGCAACAGAAGAGAUCUGCACAUGAACCUCCUUUGAUUGUUUGUCAUGUUUCAAAGACAGACAGCUGAGGAGAUGAAGUGGACUUCUGUUGGUACCUGUAGAGGUAGUUGAUACAGUCAAGACAGUCUCAGUGUUUCGUUCCACAGCCAUCAUUACAUCUUUCAAGGUCAUUCAUCUAAUUUCUUCAUCAGCAAAAUGUCACAUACAUAGCAGCAAAUUCCCCAAACAGAAACCACCUUUACUGAUUUAAUGUGUGAUUUAAAAUGUGAUCUCCACAGGCUGUAAUGCUGUACAGGUCAGACUGUGUGAAAACUACAGCCAUAUGUCAGGAAAUUAGUCUGUCAUCUGUUUGUUCCUCAUCAGUGAUUUAUUUUCUGAUGCAUUAUUGGAAAUUCUAAAUUUGUUUCAAACUCCAUAUUGAUAAUAAAUAAACUUAAAAAUGUC
This is a messenger RNA of Stegastes partitus (bicolor damselfish), 2094 nucleotides long. RefSeq names its product zinc finger protein OZF-like. Gene Ontology annotation, biological process: regulation of transcription by RNA polymerase II. Bases 1 to 1251 code for a protein of 416 amino acids. NCBI's taxonomy places the organism in Eukaryota, Metazoa, Chordata, Actinopteri, Pomacentridae. The record is from RefSeq and is a predicted model, not a curated record. Gene Ontology annotation, molecular function: DNA-binding transcription factor activity, RNA polymerase II-specific. The transcript has 6 exons. Gene Ontology annotation, cellular component: nucleus.